UUACUGUUUGGGAAAUGUAGUGAAGAAAUCAUCACAUCAUUCAUUUUCGGAGUAUUUUGUUUUGGAGCUCAUCUUUAUUUGCUGGUGAGAUGGAAAAGAUGAUCAACUCCCAGAAGUGAGUCAGACUGUCGUGAAAACUCACACACACGUCUGCUGCCAUCUGCUGGCCAAAGUGCAGUAUUUCAAAACGAACAUCAUACAAGUUUAACGUAUCUCGAGUCACCAGCAUAAGGUCAAUUUAUGACGAUGUACGACUGCUGUAUAUUACUUCUCUAUCAUUUCUACAGUUCACGCUUCUACUUUUCUUUAAACAAGAUCAGAGCAUAGCUAAUAUUUCUUUCUGAAGCAUUGGAUGUGAUUAUACAAGCUGGUCAUUGUUUACCUCAAAAGAACAGAAUUAGAGAAGUGAUCUUAAGACAGAGGAAGUGGUAUUUAGAAGAUGUUAUCUCAUGAUGUGAGGAUCCUGUGAACAUCCACUGUGAUGUAACUUCCUGUCUUGUCCGGAGAGGCUACAAUGCUGAUGAUAUCGGUCCUUUCAUGAGACACAGGUUAGAUUAUUUCAUUUCAAAAGAAAGGAAGUCUCAGUUUUGCUCCUCGAGAUGUACGUGGCAAAGCCUGUCUUGUGUUGGAUCUUCAUCCUGUGCUGCUGGCGAGGAACUGAAGAAAUCAUGCAGAUGGAGGGGGCAUAACACCAGUUCUCUGCUCUGUCCUUCCAGCAAAAGCUAAAAUCUCAAUGGAGAACAGAAUCAGAGUGGCACUGACCGGACAAACUCUUAUCUUCAACCUGUCACUGAAUGUCCCUGCAAACCGCACCUAUAAGAGUCCGGACUGCUACCAUCAGUCCAAGCGGAUCAAUUGGGAUAACGAGAAGAUUCUCCAAAGUAGUGUGAUGGAGACAGAACUCAAAAUGCACGACGUCUCCUUUUCUGGAAAUUACUUUUGCUGUUAUGAAGGUCGGACAGUACAUUGGGUGGUUCUUGUACGGGAUAAAGGUUAUGAGGAGCCAAGUGUUUCGUUAGAUAAGGGCAUCACCAUACAGAUGUGCGUCUCAGGAAUUCUACUGAUCUUCAGUGUGGCUGGGUCGCUUUACAUAUUAAAGAGCUACAAGAAACAACCUCCUAUCAAAGACAAAAAUAAUGAAGUGACGGAACAGAGACCUGAGGAUGCUGAGGAUGCAGCGAUGGAUGAAGAUGUUGCAUCCUCAUCAGUCUACACGGACCUCGAACAUAGAACAUGCUCCAUUUAUAAUAUGCUGAAUCCUGAAAACGAACAGAACUGCAAACCUCAAGAAGACGACGAAGUAUUUGAUUCCGUCUAUGAAAAUGUUUGAAAAUAUAUAUAUUUUUUUUAAUUUUUGAUGUUCAACAACUUUCUUAGUGUCAAA
This is a messenger RNA of Triplophysa rosa, 1384 nucleotides long. It is a transcript of the gene nfam1, whose product is annotated as NFAT activation molecule 1. The coding region runs from base 734 to 1330 and encodes 198 amino acids. Gene Ontology annotation, cellular component: membrane raft. The transcript is spliced from 6 exons. The record is from RefSeq and is a predicted model, not a curated record. Gene Ontology annotation, biological process: positive regulation of cytokine production; regulation of B cell differentiation; positive regulation of B cell receptor signaling pathway. NCBI's taxonomy places the organism in Eukaryota, Metazoa, Chordata, Actinopteri, Cypriniformes, Nemacheilidae. Gene Ontology annotation, molecular function: transmembrane signaling receptor activity.